AUGCCAGCAGCGAAGGACGAGGUCAGCGCGUCGCUCGAGGGCGGGAUCACGCUCCGGCCGUACCAGCGCGAGGGCGCAAACUGGCUGCUGUGGUCGCGGAAGCAGGGCCGCUCGGUGAUCCUCGGCGACGAGAUGGGUCUCGGCAAGACCAUGCAGGUUGUCGCCUGCCUGCGGCACCAGGUCGUGGAGUGGGGGUGCGACGGGCCGUUCCUGGUGGUGGCGCCGCUCUCCACCAUUGGGCACUGGGAGCGAGAGCUCGGCCGUGCGCCCGAGCUUCGCCCACAGGUCCUGAGGGGACCGGCGGCCGAGCGCCGUGCGCAGCUGCGCGAGGGCGGCCCGUCCGGCGUGAGGGCGUGGACCGUGCUGAUCACGACGUACGAGACGCUGCUGAGCGACGCGCGGGCGCUGCAGGGCAUCGAGUGGAGCGGCCUCGUCUUUGACGAGGCGCAGCGGCUCAAGAAUGCAAAGUCCAAGUCGUUUGCGGCGGCGGCGGCGCUGCGCUGCGAGCACAAGGUGCUGCUCUCGGGGACGCCGCUGCAGAACUCGGUGGGCGAGCUCUGGUCGCUGCUGCACCUGCUCUCGCCCACCGGAUUUGCAGACGAGGUCGCCUUCGGCCGCCGCUUCGGCGGCCUCGAGACUGCUCGGCAGGCGACGGCGCUCAGCAGCCUGCUGCGGCCCUUCCUUCUGCGCCGCACCAAGGCGGACGUGGAGGUGUCGCUCGAGCCUCUGACGGAGAUGCUCAUCUACGUCGAGGUGACGGCGCUGCAAAAGAUGACCUACCGCGCCAUCUGCGAGCGCAACCGCGAGCUGCUUGUCCCGUCGGAGCGAGGCGGCAAGCGCUCCUCGCUCUCGUUCCGAAACCUCGAGGCGCGCGAUGCGGCGCCUGUGCUGAUGCGGCACUGCUGCAACCACCCGUACCUGGUGGCGGGUGUGGAGGAGGAGGAGGAGGUGCGCGCGGGCGGGUACGGGUCGCCCGCCGCCGAGCUCGACGCCCUCGUCGCCGCCUCGGGCAAGACGGUCCUUCUCUCCAAGCUGCUGCCGCACCUGACCGCUGGCGGCCACCGCACGCUCCUCUUCUCGCAGUUCAAGCUGGUGCUCGACCUGCUCGAGGACGUGCUCGACCACCUCGGGCUGCCGUACGAGCGGCUCGACGGGGACGUGACCGGCGCGGCGCGGCAGGCCGCCAUCGCCCGCUUCGAGGCGCCGGGCUGCACCACGCCCACCCUCGGCACAGGCGGGCUCGGGAUCACGCUCACCUCGGCCGACACCGUCGUGCUGUACGACCCGGACUGGAACCCGCAGGCCGACCUGCAGGCGGCGGCGCGCUGCCACCGGAUCGGGCAGACCAAGCCGGGGACGCGUCGGCAAAACAGAAAGCCGGCGCAGCAAUCAAAGAGAGCUGGGAAUAGGCAAGCCAAGCCGGUGACCGUCUACCGGCUCGUCACGCGAGACACGUACGAGAUGGCCCUCUACGCGCGCGCCAACCAGAAGCGAGGCCUCGAGCAGGCCGUCAUCGGCCACGGCGAUUUUGGCGCAGCUGCUGGCGGCCGCCGCGGCGCGGCUCCGGACGCGGCCGAGAUCGAGGCGCUGCUCCGGCGCGGCGCGCACCACCUCCUCGCCGCAAACGCGGUGGCCAUUGACUCGUCGGCGGGGCGCGCGCGCAGCGGCGGCGUCUUCGCCGAGGCUACCUUUGUGAGUGGCGAGGAGAGCGGCGUGCCCGACCUCGACGACCCCGACUUUUGGACGAGGGUGCUGCCGCCGCCCCCGCCAGUCGAGGCGGCGCCGUCCGCCGACUCGCGCUCCCUCCGCCGCCGCGCGUCGGUCGUCGUCGAGGAGAGCGACGGCUCGCCGAGCAGCGAGGAGGAGGAGGAGAGCGGGCUCCCUCCUCCGCGAGGAGGCUGGUCGCCGUCGCAGUUGCGCGCUCUGGCGGAGCGGUCUGCCACGGUAGGUGUCCUCCGGCUCGGCCCCGGCCGGUUCGGGGCGAGCCAGCACUUGCUCAGCGUGCCGGAGCUCGAAACUCGUCCGCCCGGGGAGGUGCAGAUCGCCAUCCGCGCCGUCGUGCGGCUCUGGCUCGAGGCGCAGCCGUCCCGCGGGCAGAAGGACGCACCCGUGACGCUCUCCGACCUGUGCUCGCUCGCGGCGCUCGGCCGGCACCGGGAGCAGGGGCGGCCGGUGUCGGCGCUGCGGCUGCGCCGGCGCAAGGUGGCGCGGCUGUGCCGCGCCAUGCUGGCGUACGAGCGCGAGCAGUCUCGCGACCUGGCAAAGGAGGCGGAGGCGCGCGAGCGGCGGCGCGCGGAGGCGGAGGAGAAGCGGCGGCAGCGAGAAGCGGCCGAGGAGGCCAAGCGGCUGGCGCGCGAGCAAAAGGCGCGCGAGGGGAGGCGGCUGGAGGGUGGCGCGCUCGAGCGUGCGGCGGCGGCCGACGCCAAGGCGGCGGCGGCCGAGGAGAGGCGGCGUGUCAAGGAGGAGCGCCGCGCGGAGCGCGAGAAGGAGGAGGCGAAGAGCGUGGAGCAGCGGCGCGAGGAGAAGAAGGCGCGCGAGGAGGAGCGGGUCAACAGUUUGCUCGAGCAGGGCAAGAAGGUGUGGGCGGCGUCGCGCGAGGUGGAGGACCUACCCGACAAGCGGCCCUACCCGCCCGUGCCGCCCAGCGCGGCGGGCAAGCCGCAGGAGCGGAACCGUUCGUGCCACAUCUGCACCCAGGGCAUCGCCUCGUGGCGGGGUGCCUUCACCGCCCCGCUCGGCUGCUCCAAGUGCCCGCGCAUCUUUUGCGAGCGCUGCCUCGGCCACCUGCAGGACGAGGCGCUCCUCCCGCUCGCGGGCAAGCCGCUCUCGACCUUCUUCGACGACCACUGGGACGAUUGGACUUGCCUGAUGUGCCGCGGCGUCUGUGCCUGCCAGGAGCCGCAGCUCAGCGCAAAGGUGCCCAUCGCCUCCGUCUGCGCCGCCGGCCCCGGCCGCUGCCGCAUCAAGACGGCCGAGCCGCACCCAUUCCGCUCGGGCGAUUCGGUCAGCGUCUCCGGCUGCAAGCUCGCCGCGUCGGCGGGACCCGUCGCCUCCAAGGCGCUCCAGCCAGUCAACAAGCAGCACGGCUCCGUCACGUGGAUCUCGCCCGGCGAGAUUGAGUUGCGCGCGGACGCGAGCGGCCUGCCCCCCGUCGCCGAGGCGAGCGGCCACGUCACGCUCCCGACGAUCGAGAAGCACAAGCGGCGCGGCUGGGUGGGCGUGACUGGCUCCGGCGCCAUCAAGGCGUCGCCCGCCACCGCGGCGGCGGUCACGGGAAAGCGGAAGGGCAGCCCAACGCCGAUGAAGCGGAAGGGCAGCCCCUCGCGGGGCGGCGGGCGCCGCACGCCGAAGAAGACCUCGACGGGCACGCGGAAGGCGAAGGCGUAA
Emiliania huxleyi CCMP1516 is the source of this 3387-nucleotide messenger RNA. RefSeq lists its product as hypothetical. The record is from RefSeq and is a predicted model, not a curated record. Lineage: Eukaryota; Haptophyta; Isochrysidales; Noelaerhabdaceae. The transcript is spliced from 8 exons. Gene Ontology annotation, molecular function: ATP-dependent chromatin remodeler activity; ATP binding. Bases 1 to 3387 code for a protein of 1128 amino acids.